AUGAACUCUCUUACUCUCUGGAGUAGAUAGAGAGCGAAACCCUAGAGAGAGAGAGAGAGAGAGAGAGGACGAAGGCGGGAAAACAUUCGGUUCAGAGCCUGUGGAACCCUUGGAAAUGGAUAGGGUUUCCGAGAAGGAGAAAUCCAGCAAGCGUUCUCGAGAUGAACGCGAUCGAGACCAGAAGCAUCGCAGUCGAGACGCCGACGAAAAGCAUUCCUCCAAGGAUGAGAAGCACCGUGAAUCCGAUCACCACCAUCGCCGGCGUCACCACCGAUCGGACCGCGAUUCCAAGCGCGAGCGUUCGCAUGAGCCGCUAGACCACAAACAUAGGCGUGAUAGGUCUCCUGACGAGCACGAGAGCUCGCAGGACCACGAUUUUAAGCGGGAAAGGUCUUAUGAUCUUAGGGAUGAGAGAGAAAGGAGUAGGGAUAGGGAUUCGUCUAAGCGAGAGCGGUCGAAUGAGCCGAGAGUGGAGAGAGAGGGCAGCAAAGAGCGGGGCAAGCUGCGCGAGGCGAGGCGCGAGCAAUCAGAUGAUGAGUGUGAACGGGAAGGAUCGUUUGAGCCAAUUCAGAAUACUGUGCGUUCGAACAAGAGGAAGGAUAGAGGGGGGAGUGAGGAUAGGUUUGAUGGUGGUGAGAAGAGGGCUAGGGCCUCGGAAGAUGGGAAGGAUCUAAGGCGGAUUGAGGACGGGAAGGAAGUGAACGGAGCUGAGAUGGAUGAGAAAAAGGAGCGGAGGAGAUUUGCUGACGGUGAGAAAGAUGAUGAAGCAAACUUGAGUGGUAGGGGAAGGAGGGAGAGGAAGCGGUUUGAGGAUUGGGUAAACGAAGAGGAUAAUGGUGGAAAUGUUGAUGAGAAGCAUGCCAAUGUGAAUAAACACAAGUCUAAGGGAAACGUGGGGGAUGGGAAAAUUCAGAUUGGAGGCACCACCGAUGUAAGUUCACUGGGGAAUGGAUCCACGGUGGAACCUAUUGAUAUGUCAUCAGCAAGUGUGCCCCAGAGUUUGGUACACCCUAGUCAUUCCAUUCCUAUCAAGGUAUCUUCAAUUUCUACCACAAAUGAAAAUAAGGGAGUUAGUAUUACCAGAUCUCAUGAGGUUCAUGGAAAAUCUAGUACAGAUGGGCCAUCAUCAACUGCUGGGAAAAGUGGAAAUCUCUCUCUUGAUGCUCUAGCAAAAGCUAAGAAAGCUUUACAGAUGCAGAAAGAAUUGGCCGAGAAGUUGAAGAAAAUUCCCCUGAUGAAGAAAGAUGGGGGUUCAAGUUCUGCAAGCAGCUCAGUUGUAAAGUUGGAGGACAAAUCUAAACCAGCAGGUGGUGUGUUGGGGCCAUCGCCAACUACAAAUAUUGGCACAACUAUUUCUGCUGGGGUAGCAUCAAGUUCAUCGACCUUACCUGCUGCUACUAAUACACAUGGCGGUGGUAUUAAUGUUCCAGCAGGCCUUACCUCUAUACCCCAUUUUGAAGCUGUCAAACGUGCACAGGAGCUUGCUGCUAGGAUGGGAUUUCGGCAGGAUCCAGAGUUUGCUCCUCUCAUAAAUUUGUUUCCAGGGAAUAUAGCAACUGAUGUUGCUGUUCCGCAGAAGCCAGUCAAGGCCCCUGUCCUUCGUCUUGAUGCACUUGGCAGGGAAAUAGAUGAACAAGGAAAUGUGGUCAAUAUAACCAAACCAAGCAACCUUAGCACUCUAAAGGUUAACAUUAACAAACAGAAAAAGGAUGCAUUUCAGAUUCUUAAACCUGAACUUGAGGUGGAUCCAGAAUCAAACCCUCAUUUUGAUGAGAGGAUGGGUAUAAAUAAAACUAAACUCUUGAGGCCGAAGAGGAUGAAUUUCCAAUUUGUUGAGGAAGGGAAAUGGUCUAAGGAGGCUGAAACCAUAAAAUUAAGGAGUAAGUUCGGAGAGGCACAAGCCAAAGAGCGAAGGGAGAAGCAGGCACAAUUGGCCAAGGCAAAGGCAGCACCUGAUAUAAACCCGAAUUUGAUCGAGGUAUCAGAGAGAGUUAUUGUGAAAGAAAAAACGAAAGAACCAAUUCCUGAAAUUGAGUGGUGGGAUGUCUCUCUUUUGCAUUCUGGCACGUACGAUGAUGUGGGAGAUGGUUUUGUGGCCAAUGAUAAAAUAAGGAAGGAUAAGAUUACUAUAUAUGUGGAGCAUCCUCGUCCUAUUGAACCUCCUGUUGAGCCAGCUCCUCCACCUCCUCAGCCCCUAAAGCUAACAAAGAAGGAGCAGAAGAAACUCCGGACGCAGCGCCGUCUAGCAAAGGAGAAAGAUAGGCAGGAGAUGAUUAGACAAGGCCUGAUAGAACCACCCAAACCAAAAGUUAAAAUGAGCAAUUUAAUGAAAGUUCUUGGCUCGGAAGCAACACAAGAUCCUACUAAACUAGAGAAAGAGAUUCGUGCUGCAGCUGCCGAGAGGGAACAGGCUCACAUAGAUAGAAACAUUGCACGUAAACUUACUCCUGCAGAGCGCCGUGAGAAGAAAGAACGAAAGCUUUUUGACGAUGCAAAUUCACUGGAGAACUUUGUGUCUGUUUAUAAGAUCUACGACUUAUCGCACCCACAGGCCCGGUUUAAAGUCGAUGUUAAUGCUAGAGAGAACCGGUUGACUGGAUGUGCUGUGAUAUGUGAUGGCAUCAGUGUUCUGGUAGUUGAAGGGGGAAGCAAGUCCAUCAAGAGGUAUGGAAAGCUUAUGCUUAGGCGUAUAAAUUGGGCUGCUUCUGUGAAAGAGGAGGAAGAGGCGGAUGAAAGUGACGAUAAGCCCGUUAACAAAUGUUCACUGGUAUGGCAAGGAAGUGUUGCCAAAUCUAGUUUCAAUAAAUUUUUUAUCCAGGAGUGCAUGACAGAGGCAGCUGCUAGGAAGAUUUUUGCCGAUGCUGGUGUCGGUCAUUAUUGGGAUCUCGCUGUGAACUUUUCCGACGAUCAAAUAUAAUCAAACUUCUCAGUUUGACAUGAUUCUGCUGAUGAUUUGCUUCAGUGUCUCCUGUCUUGCAUGGUUGAAGUUUAGGCAACGCCGAAUUGUCCAAAGCGAAGACAACAGUACGGGUUUGCUAGUCUUCCCUGUUUCUAUUACGCUCUGACUCGCUUAUCCAAGUUUAAGAGAAUUUGCAGAUUUCACGUAUCAGAACUGAAUUCUGUAUGCAAAAAUGUUAUAACUGGUGAUCCGUUGUUCUUAGCGAGCAGAACUUUGAAAUCUUAUGACGCCAGGAUCAUCUCCAGACAUAGGGUAUCGUGUCGAAUUCGGCUAUAGUCUUCAUUUAGUGUACUUUUAUAGAUGUUGCGACUCUUUCUGCCACCCUUCAUAACUUAGCAAUGUUUGACAAUCAAUCCAUUCCAUUUGGUAGUUAGAUGAAGGAAGGUGGCCUUGAAUAAUUUUCUACUCAAACGAAAAGGUACUUUUUUUAGUCUUUAAUUACUACUAUGCCCUGCAGUUAUUGUAAA
This is a messenger RNA of Momordica charantia (bitter melon), 3426 nucleotides long. RefSeq names its product Pre-mRNA-splicing factor 3. NCBI's taxonomy places the organism in Eukaryota, Viridiplantae, Streptophyta, Magnoliopsida, Cucurbitales, Cucurbitaceae. The record is from RefSeq and is a predicted model, not a curated record. Gene Ontology annotation, cellular component: U4/U6 x U5 tri-snRNP complex. Gene Ontology annotation, biological process: mRNA splicing, via spliceosome.